Molecule: messenger RNA, 1104 nt
Organism: Oryza brachyantha (malo sina)
Lineage: Eukaryota; Viridiplantae; Streptophyta; Magnoliopsida; Poales; Poaceae
Product: endo-1,3;1,4-beta-D-glucanase-like
Exons: 8
Coding region: 16-915 (299 amino acids)
Molecular function (GO): hydrolase activity
Source: RefSeq, a predicted model, not a curated record
UUCAACUUUUCUUUUAUGGGAGAUGCAAUCAUCCAACCUCAAACAAGGCCAUGUACAAGAAAAUCAUCAACAUCUGUGGUGAUCAGCAGCGCCAAGUUCUUGCAUGCAAGCCCAACCAUGACGCCGCCGGCUUCGCUGCUCUGCCUCGCCGUGCUCGCAGUGGUCGCCGGCGGCGCCGCCGCUGCUGAGCCGCCGCGGUUGCAGUGCCUGGAGAACCCGCCGGAGCGGACGGCCGCCGGCGACGGCGAGGCCGGCGUGGUCGUCCGCGGCCUGGCAGGAGGCUUCGACGCCUACGUCACCGGCGCCGCCCACGCCGGCCGGGCCAUCGUCCUCGCCUCCGACGUGUUUGGAUUCAAGGCGCCAUUGCUGAGGAAAAUUGCUGACAAAGUUGGUGAAGCCGGAUAUUAUGUCGUGGUGCCUGAUUUCUUCUAUGGAAAACCUUACAAUGGGGAUCGAAAUGUAAACAUUACGGAAUGGAUCAUGGCUCACCCUCCGGUAAAAGCAGCAGAAGAUGCUAAACCGAUCUUUGCUGCUCUAAAAGGAGAAGGGAAAUCUGUUGGAGUUGGAGGUUAUUGUUGGGGCGGAAAGGUAGCUGUUGAGGCGGCAAAAACCAAUGAGGUCGAAGCGAUUGUCAUCUCCCAUCCUUCACUGGUGAUUGCUGAUGAUAUGAAAGAGGUCAAAUGCCCCAUUGAAAUCCUUGGAGCUGAGAAUGACGCUGUAACACCACCAAGAUUAGUGUACCAUUUUGUGAGUGCCUUGCGUGAAAGAAAUGAGGUCCAUUACUUCACCAAGAUCUUUCCAGGAGUGGCCCAUGGCUUUGCUUGCAGAUAUAACGCCACCAACCCGUUUGCUGUCGGAACUGCUGAACAAGCUCUUGCUUUGAUGCUCGACUGGUUUCAGAAACACUUGAAAUGACAAUAUAGGUAGCCAUGCAUUAUGCAAACCACUAAAAUAGUUUUUCUUCAUCAAAAUAAAUUGAUAAUUCGUUAUCAAUCAUCCUUGAAUGUAUUGACUUUUGUUGAUGUAUAAUAAGCUCCCUUGAAAAGCAUCGGGCACGUGUAAACGAUUUGCUCUCACAAACUGAGCUAUAGCCCUUGCUCAACA